UAAAUCAGUAACUUUCAAAAUGGCCGGCUGUUCGACUGACGUUUCUAUUUGGAUGACACACGCAUGAAUCGAACGAAAUAAAGCAUAAUUGGGUAAAACAUGCUCAAUAACUAUGUGUGGAUUUGAAAGAACGGGUGUACUUGUUGUUCUUCUGCUUCUCACCUUGAGUAAUCCUUCUUCAAGCCUUGCCUCACCGAGGAGUGAAGAUCUUAGACCCUCUUUGAGUCAUGCCACAACUAGAAACAAAGAGGACAGGCCCUUCUCAACUCAUGCCACAUCAGGAAAAAAAGAAAAUAGACCUGUGAGUCAUGCCACUUCAAAAAACAAAGAAGGUACACCCUCUCUGAGUCAUGCCACAUCUCGAAAUAAAGAAGACAAACCCCCUGUGAGUCAUGCCACAUCUAGAAAUAAAGAAAAAAGACCCUCUCUGAGUCAUGCCACAUCUAGAAAUAAAGAAGACAAACCCCCUGUGAGUCAUGCCACAUCUAGAAAUAAAGAAGACAAACCCCCUGUGAGUCAUGCCACAU
Messenger RNA from Owenia fusiformis, 527 nucleotides. NCBI's taxonomy places the organism in Eukaryota, Metazoa, Annelida, Polychaeta, Sabellida, Oweniidae. The record is from the annotation of a GenBank genome assembly.